This is a messenger RNA of Castor canadensis (American beaver), 3623 nucleotides long. It is a transcript of the gene Znf502, whose product is annotated as zinc finger protein 502. Gene Ontology annotation, molecular function: RNA polymerase II cis-regulatory region sequence-specific DNA binding; DNA-binding transcription activator activity, RNA polymerase II-specific. NCBI's taxonomy places the organism in Eukaryota, Metazoa, Chordata, Mammalia, Rodentia, Castoridae. The record is from RefSeq and is a predicted model, not a curated record. Gene Ontology annotation, cellular component: nucleus. Gene Ontology annotation, biological process: regulation of transcription by RNA polymerase II.
GAGAAGCCUAAAAAAGACCGUAAACAUGUGUACUCUUACUGAGCUGUGCCUGAAGAAAAAAGUGUUAUUGGUAUGGCAUCUUGAAGAAAGAAGAAUCACUACAUAUCUAGUGUGUGGAGAUUAUACUGAUACUCCAGUAGAGAAAAUUCUCUAGUCACUGUCCAUAUAUGUUGGCAUAUGGUGGAAGUGGGUGAAUCAGACUAAAUGCCUUGUCAUGAGGCCACUUUCUCAUGUAGCUUUUGGUUACAUUCACUGACUUUUCAUAUAGAUGAUUAUGUGAUGAACAUAAUCCACUCAUUGAUAGGAAUACUCCCAUCCAUUUAACCUUUAUCAUUUUGCGGUAAAAUCAAUCAAACAAACAAACAAACAAAAAAAACCCAUUCUGACUUGCUUGUUGAAGACUUAGGUGUUGGACAGCAUGCCAGUCUGUCUGAGCCUGCCACUCUGGACAGCUGAGAAUUGAGACUUGUGAAUCUGGAAGGUUACAUGGCAACCCUGAGUUUUGCUGAUAUUAUCACAUUGCUAUCCUGAGAGGUCUUAUGUAAGUUCUUAGAUCAAAUCCCUAGGCAGCAGCUCUUUUACUUCUUUUUGCUGGGAUAGUGAUAUCCUUUUCCACAUAUUUUUCCCUGAUAAGCAGAGCUCGAAGUUCUCCAAACCUGAAGUAUUUUCUAACCAAAGCAAAGAGAAGACUUGUGGGUGUUCAAUAUGCAAGGAGCUGAAGAUAGAGGCAUUGGAAGAGAGACUUAUCCAGGUUGGAAGAACAAGCCUACUCUGGAGAAGGAUGUCUCUGAAAUUGAUUCACCAAAUUUAAUAGUAAAACGAUUCCAAGAGGAUGAAAACCAGGAUUCUACAUUUGAAGAAAAACAUGCAUGUGAGGGCCUAAAGGAAAAGGGUCUUAGAGAGAUUCCUGCACCAUGCCCUUUUCAGGAAGGAGGCUUUGGGGGAAUAACCUUCAUCCACAAGGAAGCAUGUCCUACAAUGAUUAGUCAAGAAUAUCAUUUUGAGAAAAGCUUUCUUUUGACUUCAGGCCUUGUUACACAUCUUAGGCUCUCUACAGAAGAGAGCCUGAACCAUUGGGAAGCAAGCAACAUACACACCAAUGAAAUUUCCGAUCAAAGUAAACAUCCAGCUCUCUCCACACAGAAAAAUUCUCAGAAAUGUCAUGAAUGUGGGAAAACCAUUACUCGGAGCUUGUCACUUACUCAGCACCAGAGAACUCAUACUGGAGAGAGACCCUAUGCAUGUCAGGAGUGUGGGAAAGCCUUUAGUCAUAGCUCAUUUCUUGUGCAACAUCAAAGAAUUCACACUAGAGUGAAACCGUAUGGAUGUGAGCAGUGCAGAAAAACAUUUCGAUGUCAAUCAUUUCUUACUCAGCAUCAGAGAAUUCACACUGGAGAGAAACCUUAUAAAUGUAAUGAAUUUGGAAGUUCUUUCUGCAAUUAUUCACACCUCACCGAACAUCAGAGAAUCCACACUGGAGAGAAACCUUAUAAAUGUAAUAGAUGUGGAAAGGCAUUCAAUCAGAACACACACCUUACUCAUCAUCAGAGAAUUCACACUGGGGAGAAGCCCUAUAUAUGCAAUGAAUGUGGCUCAUCUUUUCACAAACACUCAAAUCUUACACAACAUCAGAGAAUUCACACUGGAGAAAAACCUCAUAAAUGUGAUGAAUGUGGGAAAACCUUCCAAACAAAGGCAAACCUCACUCAGCAUCAGAGAAUUCAUACUGGAGAGAAACCCUAUAAAUGUAAGGAAUGUGGCAAAGCCUUUUGUCAGAGCCCAUCUCUUAUUAAACACCAGCGAAUUCAUACUGGAGAAAAACCCUAUAAAUGCAAGGAAUGUGGCAAAGCCUUUACUCAGAGCACGCCACUUACUAAACAUCAGAGGAUUCACACAGGGGAGAGACCCUACAAAUGCAGCGAAUGUGGUAAAGCCUUCAUUCAGAGCAUUUGCCUUAUUCGGCAUCAGAGAAGUCACACUGGAGAAAAACCCUAUAAAUGCAAUGAAUGUGGAAAGGGCUUUAAUCAGAAUACCUGCCUUACUCAGCAUAUGAGAAUUCAUACUGGAGAGAAGCCCUAUAAAUGUAAGGAAUGUGGAAAGGCCUUUGCUCAUAGCUCAUCUCUUACUGAGCAUCAUAGGACUCACACUGGUGAGAAGCUCUAUAAAUGUAGUGAGUGUGAGAAAACUUUCCGCAAGUAUGCACAUCUUAGUGAACAUUACAGAAUUCAUACUGGUGAGAAGCCUUAUGAAUGCAUUGAAUGUGGAAAAUUCUUCAGACAUAGUUCAGUCCUUUUCAGACAUCAGAAACUUCAUAGUGGUGAAUAGUCCUGACAUUUAGGUUAUGACAAUUUCUCUAGAGAGAGUGACCAGGAAUCUGGCUUGGAGCAAGGAUCAGGGAGGGAAGGAUGAAAAACCUUGGCUACUGCACUCUAGAAAGAGUACUCCUGAAAUGGAGGUGGGAGCUUCAAGAAUGCAGGGUGGGAAGGAAAUUCCAGCUUUUCAGAUAAUGCUUGUAAGUCACCACCCCUUAUUCUCAUUGUGACUCUUAAUCUUUGAGGAGGUGUUAGCAACUUACCACACCCUUGCCCAACCUUCUGAUCAUAUGCACUGCUGGAUUGAGGUACUUUUUAAAACAUCCCUUGUUGGUGUAACAGUUUCAACCAUUCUGAUGUAGUGCAUAGCUUAAAGGAGUGUCCAGAUGCUUGAGGCAGCUCUGACCAGACUAUGACAGGGAGACUCCCCAAUCUUUAAAAGUGGUCUUAUGAGGGGGAGACAGAAACAUGUGAAAAACAACCUGUAUUCAUUCAGCAAAUACAGUAUCUGUGGCAAGAUUAUAGUGAUCACUACAAGUGGAGGAGUGUUCUAUCAGGGUAAGGGAGAUCUUUGUAGUUUCUUUCAAAUUUGUGGGCAACUUGGGGAUAAGAAAAUAGGUCAGGAGAGACUUGGCAUUUGUGUAGGAAGGCAGAUUUGUUCAGGGGCCAGGGAGAGGAGGGCCCACCUGUCACAGAAUACUGGCUUGUCUAGGAAAGAAAUGGUCUGUGCUAGACCACUGAUGAUAAGAAGCGUCAGAGCAUGGAACCUGCAUAUAACCACAUACCUUAGCCCUGGACUAAGGUGUACUUCUGUUUCUUGCAAGUUAGACUGGACCACUGGUUCACAGGGACCAGGAGAGAGGGACCCAUUAGGACCAACAGUAUCUUUUUUAAAAAGCAACUUAAUUUCCUCUUUUACUUGAAAAAGCAGUGAUAAAAGAAGACAGCCUUUUCAGCUGGCUAGAGUUUGGAACUACUAGGCUAGUUUUUCAGAGUGUUGACAUUUGUUGUGGAGUUCUUUGAAAAGAGGUCUGGAGAGAAUUGCCUUUUCAAAUUCCUGAAAGUUGACAGAACAUGAUGGUAUUUUAUUUUGAAUAAAAUGGCAGCUGUCAUUUCUAUUUCCCAAUCCCUUUCAUGUUCUUAAAUGCCACCCAGAAGUUGAACUUCAGAAGAUUGUGAGAAGCCUUUGACUGGUAUUUUUAGUAGUUUCUAAACUACUAUUAAAACAACAAAAAUGAGUUUAUUUUAGAAUUCAUUUCUUUUUCUAGUGCAACUGUCUUGCAAACAUCCCUUCAGACCAUUAGUAACUAU